AUGGUUCAGAAGAAGCCAGGAGGGUGGAGGUGUCUUAGAGGAGAUAGUGGGAACAUUGGACCCAUGCCCUUGCAGGCUGUGUGGGAGCCGGAGCUGCACAGGAAGAGGUGGUGGAAGCCAGUCAAUACAACCAUGCCCUGCUGGCCUCGGAGACAGGCUCAGACCUGGUGGGUGCUCCUGUUUCUCUUGGUCUUCCUGCUCCUGCUGACUCAUGCAUGGUGUACCAAAGAGGAAAAUUACCUCAGUGACCAAAAAACCAUAGAGGAGUACUUUCCAGCCACCAUGGAGUAUGCCUUGCAUACAUUCAACCUCCAAAGCAGGGACACUCACGCCUCCAGACUGCUGCGCAUCCUGAGUGCCUGGAAGGAACAGGUAGAUUACAUGCUAGCUUUCUCCAUGGAGCUGGAGCUGGGUCAGACUAGAUGCAGGAAAUUUGAAGAGGACAUUGACAACUGCCCCUUCCAGGAAAGGCCAGAGGUAAGCAAUGGUAGGCACAGAACCUUUAGCUGCUUCUUCACCAUCAGCACCCAGCCCUGGAGAACCAAGUUUGACCUCCUGAACAGCACCUGUGAGGAGUGCAUCCCAGACUCCUGA
This is a messenger RNA of Orycteropus afer afer, 594 nucleotides long. NCBI's taxonomy places the organism in Eukaryota, Metazoa, Chordata, Mammalia, Tubulidentata, Orycteropodidae. The record is from RefSeq and is a predicted model, not a curated record.